AUGGCGUCACCGUCCAUCAGCUGCCCCUGCUCCCCCACGGCUGUCCCCGCGGGAGCCGGAGCCGGCUUGCGCCGAUCGCCGUCCUCCGUCCACCCGUGGCGCCAUCACCACCAGCAGCGGCAGCAGCAGGCGAGGCGACUGGUGAUGGCGGCAGCGGCGAGGCGGCGGUACAGGGGGACGGUGAGGAGGGAGGCGGCGCUGGCGGAGCUGGUGGAGCGGAAGAUUGCGGAGGCGAUGGAGGCGUGCGGAGAGCGCGGCCAGGACGACGAGGGGUGCCACGUGGCGUGGGACGAGGUGGAGGAGGUGAGCCAGGCCAGGGCCGACCUCCGGAGCCGCAUCGCCGAGGCCCCCGGCGACCCGCUCGAGCCCUUCUGCGCGCACAACCCCUCCGCCGAUGACUGCGCCGUCAUCUACGUCGACGACUGA
Messenger RNA from Miscanthus lutarioriparius, 426 nucleotides. The record is from the annotation of a GenBank genome assembly. NCBI's taxonomy places the organism in Eukaryota, Viridiplantae, Streptophyta, Magnoliopsida, Poales, Poaceae.